AUUUUUAAUAAUUCAGCUAAAAUUAUAUUCUUCUUUAUCUUAAUUACAGGUACAAUAAUCACAGUAUCAUCUAAUUCUUGAUUGGGAGCUUGAAUAGGUCUAGAAAUUAAUUUAUUAUCUUUUAUCCCCCUAAUAAAUAGUAAUAAUUUAAUAUCUACAGAAGCCUCUCUUAAGUAUUUCCUAACUCAAGCCUUAGCCUCAGCAGUAUUAUUAUUUGCUAUUAUAAUGAGAUAUUUAAACAAUUUUCCUGUCACACAAGAAAAUUCUUUAUAUAAUGACUUAAUUAUUACAUCGUCACUAUUAUUAAAAAGAGGGGCAGCCCCCUUUCAUUUCUGAUUUCCAAAUGUUAUAGAAGGCUUAUCGUGAAUAAACGCUUUAACUUUAAUAACCUGACAAAAAAUUGCCCCUCUUAUAUUAAUCUCCUACAUUUCGCCAAACAAUUUUAUUCUUUUAGUAAUCUUUACAUCAACCAUUGUAGGAUCUUUAGGAGGAUUAAAUCAAACUUCCUUACGAAAGUUAAUAGCCUUUUCCUCUAUCAACCACCUAGGUUGAAUAUUAGCGGCUAUACAAACUAGUGAAUCCAUAUGAUUAAUUUAUUUUUCAUUUUAUUCAUUUUUAUCCUUCAGUCUAACCUUCAUAUUCAACAAUUUUAAAAUAUUCCACAUCAAUCAACUAUUCGAUUCAUUUUUUAGAUCAAAAAUUUUAAAAUUUAUAUUAUUUCUUAAUCUUCUAUCCUUAGGUGGGCUACCUCCAUUCAUUGGGUUUCUACCUAAAUGGUUGGUUAUUCAGAUAUUAGUUCUAAAAAGACAAUACAUUUUAGUAACCAUCAUAACUGUAAUAACUUUAAUUACAUUAUUUUUUUAUCUACGACUAUGUUUUGCAGCUUUUAUAAUAAACUACUACGAAAAUAAUUGAACGGUAAAUAUAUUCAUCAACAAUUUUUCUUUUAAAACUAUACUUAUUUUAUCUUUCAUCUCUACAUUUAGAUUAGUACUAGUUUCCCUAGUCUACCUAUUCUUGUAA
This is a messenger RNA of Zeugodacus cucurbitae (melon fly), 1023 nucleotides long. NCBI's taxonomy places the organism in Eukaryota, Metazoa, Arthropoda, Insecta, Diptera, Tephritidae. The record is from the annotation of a RefSeq genome assembly.